AUGGAGCCAAUGUCCAACAAGCAGGAUAGCAACUCAUCAGAGGGAGAUGAGAAAGGGUGAGACAGAGUGUGUGUGUGUGUGUGUGAGAGAGAGAGAGAGAGAGAGUCUGUGUGUGUGCGUGUGAGAACCAAAAUGUGAUGGAUUGUACAUCUGCAUGAAUGUGCGCUUCAGUCUUUGAUGUAAACAUGAAAGGAAAGCAGAGAUUACCAUGGAUUUGACAGGAGACAGAAUAGCUGCAGGCGUAGAUGGAUGGAUUGAUGGAUGGAUGAAAGUGUACGCAGACGCAGAGGUGCAGCAAUACAACUCCAAAUCAUCUGAAUCCUCUCAAACGGAAACAAAGCUCAUCACUCAGGGUGUACACAUUUUUGACGUAACAGCGAGAAAUAAUUCACAAAAGAGUGGCAGAUGCAGUUGUCAGUGGAUUGAUGCUGCAGUGACAGGCAGAAUAGAACAUGAACACAUGAUUAAUAAGAGAUACAGAGGAGGACAUUCACUGGCUGGGUGGAGGGAUAGAUAGCACACAGGGACACGGUGUAUUUGGUGUACUUUUGGAAAUAGUAAAAGUAUACACAGAUCAAUCCAUCACCCUGCCAUCUGUGUGCUCUCCUGUUCUGGGCACGUGCAGUCUUACACACAUACACACACACCAACACAUCCAGUACAUGUUGUUCUGCCAUCAAUGUUUGUUUGUGAGCUGAUGAACACAAAAACAAAACUAAGUGCUACACUUUCAAGUCCUAACUCAUCAUGCAGCUCUGACAGCUCAGUACUCUGCUUCCAACAGAGGCUUUUUACAGUUUGAGGGGGAAUACUGUGUAACUGAGUGCUCCUGCAGAGUAACAGUGUUGCAGCUAUGUACACUUGUCAGACUCAUUUUUCUGUUGGUUUGCUGAAUUUCAUUUUCUCUCCUUUGAAGCUGCGGUCAAGCAUGGCUAUCUGAAAAUGACCUUUCACCCACCACAUUCCUCUGUCCAAACUCUGGGGUUUUGGUGAAGACCUCCUCGUGGGUUUUGAUUCUCAUGUAGGUAGUAUGAAAAACAGCCAGUAUAGAGUCAGAGUGGUGUCCAGCUGGAGAGUCAACCUCAGCCUCUCUGGUCUGGAUGUUUGCCAACUGCAUGUGUGUUUUCAUUCAUGUGGGUGGGUUAGUUUUUAUUAUCGACCACAGAGAUACAGAAAAGGUUAUUCACACUGGCAAUGUACAGCUAUGUGUGUUUGUGUAUGUGUGUGUGUGUGUGUGGAUUAGCGGAGUGGAGAGAGCUGGAUUAGGAGCACUGAGGGCAGCUGGAGCCACAGAAAGCAAAGGACAGAUCAGGACACAGCAAUAUGUGACAACAACAGGGGAUUGUCGCUUUGUGUUUGUGCGCAUGUGCGUGCAUGUGUGUCUGUACGCGUGUGUGUGUCUGUGUGUAAUUCUAACUGUGUCAUCUUGUGACACGUGUUCUUGCAAGUGCUCCUCAUGCAUUGACCCCUCCCCUCGUUAAAGUCUGAGUCAUGGCGAUUUCACACACACUAACACACACAUGCGCACACAGAUGUUGAUAUCAAACUUUACCCCGAGAGGAUAUAGAAAAUAGAGUUUUGUGUAUGUAAUCAUGAGUGUAAUAAUGAACUGUAGGUGUGCAUGUGUGAACUACCAGCAGCACAAAGACGACAGAUUCAGAGAGACAAUGUCCUCUUAGCUUCAAUUUUAACUUCAAUUUCACAAAGGACUGAUUUUUUGGAUUUCUAUUUGGAUGUAAAUUAAGAGUAGGAAUUAGAAUAACUUUAUUAAUCCCUGAAGGGAAAUUCAAUUGUCUGUCGUCUUAUUUGUUAUGUCUCUAAAAGUUAUCUACUAUUUACUGAAGAGUUAUAAAGUCUGAUGGCUGUUGGUACAAAAGAUCAUCUGAAUCUUUCUGUCCUGCAGUGAAGAGAGAGGAGCCGUCCACCACCAUUGGCCCUUUGGUCCAUCAAGGUGUUGUGAAGUGGGUGAUCCAUGUUCUUUAGAAUAGACUCCACCUUCCUCAGUGUAGAUCUCUUCACCACAUCCUCCACUGUGUCCAGCUUGAGUCCAACCUAUAGACUGUAUAAAGAAUGGACAGAGUCUGCCUCUUCGUUGGGUGAAGCCACUCCGAGAACAGCACCCUCUGAUGGUGGGCUGCAGUAUAGGUCAUACAUCCCGCCUCCGCCAGCAAAGCUUAUGGGGCUGUGGACAAACUUUAGAAAUUUAUUACACAGAACAUAAAUUUUUCUCCCCCUUGCCUGUGAUGUUGACAUGUAGUUAUUAUAAGACUGGUUUGUGCUCAAGUCCUCUUUUUUCUGUGCAGCUCCAUUUCUAAAAGUUAUUAAGGGGUUCAUGUUUUCUAUGAUUGACACCUGAUACAGCCUAUUGGCAUUCCCUUUCUGUAGAUGAAGUCUAUAUUCUAAGACCAAAUAAAUUUAAGAAUGAAUUUAAGUCAUUUAAAAAACUUUAGAAGGCCUUCAACAUUUUACAUUAACACUUUUACGGUAUCCCACGUAUGUUUAAGUCUUCAAAUAUUCUUGUGUUACUGAUGGUUUCAAAGGUUAGAAGAAUUCUGUGUUUUUAUUUUCAGUGGCAGUCGCAUCAUCUGGUUGCCUGUUAGUGACCCAGUGUUUAGUGUCUCCAUUAGUUUCAAUACCUAAAAGGCUUGAGACACCAGAUAUUGUAUAAUGACAAUGCUGCUUGGUCAUACUUGUACAUGUGCACAACUUUUUUUUCCCUCUAAACAUCUGCAAAUGUCAUGUCAAUGUCAUUGCCAUUUGUUUUCAAACUUUUGGAGCAGAAAUGUGUUCAAAUAGUUUUCCAGCUUUUUCUAUCCUUAAUAGAGAUAGGAAUCGACAAAAUACCAUCCUGUAUCAAACCACAACAAAACGCAAUGCAACUUAACACAAAUCAACAUAAAGCAACAUGACACUAAACAGCUUUGUUAGUACAGUUAGUUUUGUUGUAUUUUGUCAAAUGCAAAACAAACAAACAUACAAUAAAAAAACUGUGUGCCAUCAACAUUACAUAUAUCUCCCAUUGGCAGACCUGCUCUCUCAUGAUGGAUAUUGGCUUUAGUCUCUGGAAAACUGAAAUCGAUUAGAAGAGUAUCGUCAGCAUAACCUGAAAAUUUAUCGUUUAUUCAUUAUAAUUGAUUCCAAGGACAAUCUUUUGCGUGCAUAGAUGAUAGAAGGUACUAAAAGGUUUCAAACUAGCACAUUGCACUUAAUUGAUGCCAAUUACGUGUUCCAGUCUUCAUUAAGAAUAGUGAUCAGCUGUGUCAGGUACAGCUGUAAAAGUAGAAGUACAAAAUAAGUCCUCUGUUCAAAGACAAAAUAUGAUCACUGAACUUUUGUUUUGGCACAAAAAACGCAACUGUGGGCAACUGCUUUCUUAAGGAUCAUCCAAAAGGAAGAAAAUGCUCUGUCAUUAGUCUUUGAUCAACUCUCACAAGACCAAGCUUUCCAGGAAUUAAGUACAGUGUCUUUAAAGUACCGUUGUAUUUAGCCAAUUACAGUGCCAUCAGCCGGAACAAGGUUAGGGGUGUGGUUGAAACAGCAAGAGAAUCCAAUUAAGUCCCUUAACAAGAUAAUUAGGAUACUUAAGCUAUCAUAAUUGACGUCCGCAUGAAUAUUAAAGCCCACUUAUGUAACAACUUCCGCUAUACUUAGGAUUUAAGCUGAUAAAAUCUCAGACAAUUUAGGUAGAACUUCUGAGAAAGAGCAAAAAGGUUGAUACACUUUGACAUAUGAAAUUAGCUAUGUCAUGUUUUCCAGCUGGAGUUCAGAAACUAAUAACGAAGGAAGGUGAAGAGAUGCCAGUUUCUUUUGGAUUUCAGGUUCUGAUACCUCCUGAUUGGUUUUCCUAAUGUAAGCUAACAAAUGUAUUCGUAGAGGAAACUUCUUAAGGGCCAUAAGUUCUCCAGAGCAUUAGGUUUACAUAUUUACAGCAAUGAUAAAUAAGUAGAUUAUAUGCCAAAGUGCAACUGCCAACACUGAAAAGACAAACAAACACAGGGACUAAGAAACAAGUAAAUAAUGUAGUUUGCUAGAUCACCCCGAUCUGUUUAACACCACAACCUACCUCUUUUCAUGUGGCCCGAUCCACAGUUGAGCAGAGACUUAUUGUUAAUGGAUCUCAUUCAUGAAACAUUAUUUAAGUUACGUGUGGAUUUAAACACAAAGAGUCGAGCAAACUCCAGAUAGCCACGACUCAGCAUAAAUCUCCGCCGGUGAAUUAAAAAAUGAACACUUUAAUGAAGUCAUCUGCAUUUCUUUGCAAUGAAAAUCAUGCCUUCUUUUUUGUAUUCCAUGCAUAAGGACUAUUUGGAAAAUGACGUGACAACAAAGCCCCAGAUAAAGAUCUGCUUCAUUCGACCACUAUGUCAAGCAAAGGUUACCUAAUAAGUAAGAACCGAUUCCUGGAAGAUACAUAUUUUCGGGCCAUGGUUAUGAAAUGGUCUUUUUUUUUUUUCUUUUGUUGACCAAAGUGUGUGUUUCCUGUGUUCCAAGAAUCUGACAAACACACCAGGGACGGCAAGGCUAUGUAGGUAAAAAUGAACAAAUAGGCUUUAUCCCUCCUCAAACCCUUUUCAAAAGGACCAUUCUUUCUCUCUUAACCAGGCCUUGUCCUCAGGUAACCCUGAUGUAGUUUUACAUAGAGUUGUUCGCUGAAACAGCACAAGCAGUCACAAACACCAGUAUUGUUUUAAUUCCCCAAGCCUCUUUUGACCUCUUUUGAGAGUCUGGUAUUGAAGAGGGCUGUGAAUGGACUCUUAACCUAAGGCAUGAAUAAGUAUAAAUCUCAUGCCUCCUUAUGCCUAUGGACCAGAAUUUUUAAUACAUUGAAAAGCAGACUGGUUGUGUAAUUUGACUAAAGCUUCUGAACACCACAAUCAUUUAAUGCCGUAAGCUGUUUAGAUGAAUAUGUCUUUGUAGAAUAAAAGUAUCGGGUAAACAUCUCAGUGUUAUUUCAGUUUUGAGCUGUAAAUGACAGUGAUUUAUUAAACAUAACAGACAACACAUCGCUCAUUAAUUAUGAAUUACAACAUCAAGUAUGUCACUCAUUUUGCAAAAAACAAUCAUUACAGUAUUUUCCUAUAACACCUACUUCACUUUUUUGGUAUAUUUUUUCCACACAUUUUUCAAGGGAUUCAAAAUAACGUGAGAAAUCAUUAACCGCAAAAUCCCUGCAAAAAUCUAUAAGUGCAUACGCAAACACAAACAGACAAAAACUUGAACUUUACUCCUGAUUUAGGUCUGUGGAUUCAUGUAUCUCACAAAGUGUCAGUUGGAAACAGUUCAUUCAGAAAACUGGUACAUAAGAUUGAUAAAAAGCUGUUUAUCAUCUUUACUGUAGCUGAAUAAUACUAUUCAUGUUUCUAAUAAAACAAUUCAUGAUCAACCUCUGUGGUAUGUCUUGAUAAACUUUACAGUGGAGGUCUAAAUAGUUCAAAUAAAUGAAUAAGAUGUUUAAAAUCAUCAGUCCUUCUCAGACUGGAUGGGUAUAAAGUACACCAAAAAGCACAAUAAGCCAUUUUUUCUAUUGUAAUAAUCAACUUACUGCUAGAAUUGUGUCGUUGAACUCACUAAUACACUUCGGUUCGAUAAAAGUGUUGACGUCUAUGAUAAGACAGUGGAAAUUAAGUAUGCUGUUACUCUCCAGGAACCCAAAGAGGGGCUUUUCCCACUGGCUAGUGAACCUAUACAUUGGUAGAAAGGGAGGUGCAAUAAAAGAAAUUUGUUCCUUAAAUUAAUGGAUAAUCAUCAUUAUGAGCCAAGACGUCCAAAUUACAGCGAUCCUCAUUUUUUGCUAUACUCAUGCAGCCCCAAUGCACUGAGAAGAAAGUCUUGGUCCAGGUGAUAGAUGGAUUAUCCUUCAAGAACUCUGAGAGCCACAACCUUGGAGCAAAUUUUCAACCGUGCCACAACUUAUACUACUAGUCAUCUGUAGAGGAUCUCCUACUUGCAGGUCUUGAAAGACAGCCAAGCACCUUACAGCUUAGUACAAACCAACUCUUGGCUUUAUGUCAGAGUGUGACAUAACAGUGUCACGGUUCCCUGCAGGACCUCUUCUCAGCUAAUUGUAAAACCAGGAUGUCAUUUAAUUUAAGUGUAGGAGUCAAUCACAUCAGAGCAUGUGUACCCUGUAAAAAAAAAAAAAAAAAAAGUUCAGCUUUUAAAGGAACCACUCCCAUGUUUUUGUUGCCUCGUGUUCUCAUUGUCCCUGCACUCAUGCUUUCAGCACCAAAAGAUCUUGUCCCAGGCCCUCAGAUCCUUAAUUCACAAACAGCGCUGCAUUCACUGGCUUGAUCUCACUAGCUUGGAAGUGUCUCAGCUUAUUGGACAGACACAAAGAGACCCUUUGCAGCAGUGCCAGACAGAAAGACUGUCCCCUAACGCCAGUAAGGGAGGCGCAGGCAGGUGGUGAGGGAUUACAGGCGGCGUUCAUCCAUUAGCAGACAUAGAAAGAGAAAGCCCCAGCUUUUAAGUUCCUCAGUGUGCAAACACAGAGAACCUGUAAAGGGAUCUACACUCAGGAGAUGUGAUUAAGAUGACACAGCAGUGAGUUCAUUACUGCUUCUAGAGGCGGCUCAGGAAGUUUGGCUCAGGCUAACAGAGUCUCUGAAUGUUCCAUUGAGAUCCUUCUGACGGCUUUCUCACUAGCUCUAAGAAUACUGACUUUACAUCAGUGCAAACAUCGACACCGACCUCAUCUCAGGAUCCUGUGAGGACAAUCUGAUAACAACAAAGCCUCUUGAGAUUCUAUAGACGGUAAAAGAACUUCCAGGCUAGACCUCAGAUGAAGCAAUCUGGCUGUAGGAUCUGCUGAAUUCAUGUCAAGAUUGUUUUGUUUACCAAAACACACAUUAAUUUACUGACAAGACUAGAACAGUCCACAGCAGGACAAAUCCUCGCUGAUUCAAAGCAGACUGGUGGUUUUAAAAAGUCCUGUAGAUCUUGCGUUAGUGGUCAUGAUAUCUACUUAUAUGAUAUUUACACCCCUUUACUUCUGGGAUCUUCCUGAACAUCUAGCAAGACGUAAGUCCUCUUAAUCUCUACAUGGUUCAUUAGCUCUUCACUGAGGUUUCUGUUUCAAAAGCUCCUGACAAAUAUUUAUGUUUUAUUCUGUUAUGAACUUCUUCAACGAAAUCCCUAACUCUUGUAUGGGACUUAGUUAUACCCAAUUUAGUUGAUUAGAUUAAGGAAUCUAGUUAAAGCAAAGUUUUCCAUUUUUCCUUGUAGAGUUUUGUAUCCUGUAAAUGCCAGUGGAUUGGUCUGUCUAUACGUACAGACACCCACAUCUUUCCUUGUAUCACUGACACAGCUAAACUAAUUCUGAAUGCUUAUUUAAUUAGAAUUUAAAUCAAUGAUUCAAUAAAUUGUCAGGAGAGAUAGAAUGUAUUACUUAAUUCCAAUCAUGCAGGGAAAAUCAGGCCUUUAUAUUGAAUAAGCUUAUCUGAGACUGUCAGGCUCUAGUCUCAGUAAAAUUUAUUUUUUGGACCACUUUUUGAGAGGAUGUCAUCUAAUUUUUGGGUAAAGGAUGUUCCACAGCCACUAACUUUUUAUCUAAACUCUGCCCGACAAGUCUAAAGGCAAGCUUAGUUGACUUAACAAUUAAAUGCAGUCGCCUAUGGUAGAAUCAAUUAUCCUUUAACAAAGUUUUAUAUUUCUAUUGCUAUAGGCCUAAAAUACAAGUCAUAUUUUCCAUCAAAGCCAAAGCACAGUCAUCUGAAACUAGCUAAGGUAGUUGUUACAUACAGAAGACGAGAAUGGCCAUGGAUUUUUCUUUUUUUUUUUUUAUGCACGGUUAUCUCAUGAUAAUGAUUUAUUAUCUCAUCAUCUCGAUGUAACAAAGUUAUAAUUCAUUUUCUCCAGACUUAGUUUUUUUUAAUUUUCUGGAUAAAGCAAAGAUCAUUAUCUCAGUAUAACGAAUAAAUGUAUAAUGUGUCCGCCAUUGUUACUUUUGUUGUCCUAUUUGGAAACUUUCCCACGUUGAAAGUGUAAUCCACAUGCGUCAGUGUUUUCUUUGAAACGGCGGCUUGCUGGUGACAGUGAUGGCUGUGGGGUUUCAGAAAUAUUCCACUCUGGAGGGUGUUUUUAAAAGUUACUGUUUUAGGUCGGCAAAAUAAUACGUCAUGGGAAAAUGGUAUUUGCUAUGCUGAGAUAACGGGGGGAAAAAAAUUAUCACGAGAAAACAUAUUUGUUAAACCGAGAUAAUAAGUUGUUUUUAUGAGAUAACAGUGCAUAAAAAAGAAAAACCCAUAGUUGUUGACAUCUUCCAUAGUUACAGUCAAUGGCAACAACCAUAAUGCUAUAGCGCUCCUCUACCUGGGUGUAAACCAGCACAGAUGAAGCUGGCUUCUCAUAGUGCAGCGCAGUUUAGCGUACUAGAAACAGGAGAGGAAGUAGUGAGUCAAUUGUAAGACUAAACUGGUGUAUAUACAGCUAUCUCCUUGGUUCUGCUGUGUGUAACCAGCACAGGUCUGCAAACGUUGAUCUGUAUGGUGGGCCGAAGGCUGGUGGUGCUAGCUCUGCUAACAUUCACCAACAGCAAAACUUGUUUGUUGUUCACCUGCAGACUGUCCUUGGCUCAACUUUGGCUGUUUUCUGAGAGUUUUCUUUCCUCUCAAGUUGGUUAGUUAAAAUUCAAGUUUUUUAUUGUGUAGGUACCAUUUGUGCUGCAAUGACUGUCAGCUAGUAACCACCACAGUGCUAUUCUGCUAAAUGGCAAUGGCAUUAAUAAUUUUCCGCAGACGAAUGUGAGUUUUUUUCUUCUUUGUUUAUUUCAGUUGUAGGUUCAAAAGUUUGAUCAAUUUUGACUUUGGUUUCAGAUGAAAUACCCUCUACUGGCAUCCCCAUUCAUAGCUUAUACCAGUGCUGCACAUAAAUAUGUUCAGAUUUCUUCAUUAGCUGUUUGCAGUUGCUGCUCAGUCUGGCUGAAAACUUCCCUCGUGUGUACUUGUUGUCUUGGAUAAGGUCAAAGUUUGUUCCCACAGCACUAAUCCAUCAGGACGUGACAGUCAGGUCACGCUGGACGUCUGCCAGCAGCUUUAAGCAUAUAAUCCCUGUUUUUUAUGGUCUGCAUUUAUUUGAAACAUGUGAAAGAGGUAAAUUUGAUUAAUGACAAAGCUUUACCAAAACAGCAGCAUAGGAGCAACCGGAUUGGAAAAUAGGCUAGCACUCUGUAUGCUAAUUGUGUAUUUUUAGUUUUCAUAUAAUCCCACCACCUGAAGUCUUAGCAUCAAGCACAGCUUCUAGCCACAGCCCUGAUUCAACUGGAAUACUUUGAUUUGAGAAAAUCUUUUUGUGUGUCAGAUUUAUAAACCCUAUCAGUAAUUAUUUAGCUGGGCUCCGAAUAGCAAUGUCUUAUUCAGCCUUGGCUAGGGCUUUAAAAAUCAAGACUUAAAUAGAAAUAGUACAAAAUGUAACCAUAGAGCAGUUUGAUUUUGCUGAUGAGAUAAAAAAGCAUCCCUUUGUCCUCACAAGACUUCACUCUGCUGUACUGGGGGGACCACAUCAGCCUGCUGUUAUGUAAUCAAGUUAGCAUUAAAGCUUAAAUGAGUUUGGAUUCAGAGAGGCAACAUGUUUUUUUUUUUCUCCUGUGGGGGGAAAAAUGAAAAGAGCAAAUCAGACAGAGAGACAGAGAGGGCAUGUCAGGAGAAAGUGACAGGAGUGAUAAUGCAAAAACACAAAAGGUGACAGAUGGGGAGAGGGCGACAGAAGGAGGAAGAGGAGUCAGGCGAUGUGGUGGAGGAAGAAAAAAUACAGAAAAGUGAGCACAGGGAGUGAGAGAGAGAGCAAGAGGAGGGGCGAAACAUGAAAAUUUUGUUUGGUGAAGACAGCGAGAAUCUCACCGAGGGAGGUUCUACACAUGCAAACACACUGACUGGGAGGAGGCGGGGGGAAGGCUGGACCAGAGCAGCGAGGAGAGGAGGGAGGGAGGGAGGGGAGAGAGGGAAAUAAACAGAGUAACCAUUCCUGCCGGCAGCAAGUCAGAGAGAGAGAGAGAGUGAGAGAGAGAGAAAGGGCUGCUUAAAGCCUCAGAUAUCUCCCCUUGAACGCAGGAGACAGACUCUACUGUACUUCUCUGUGAUCGACGAGAGCCCUCAGGUCACCGUGAGGCUGGUGGUGAGGAAUUUAAGGACCUGCUGUUUGGGGUUUUCAAACCGGCGGGAGCUGCAGCUCUCCACACUCUGAUUCGUGUACUCUAGAAGAACCACUUCUUCAACUAUUGUCAGACCCAUUAACUGGAGCAACAGCGUUUUGUUUUCGCCCGAAUGGGACCUGUUCACUGACCCCUUUUUGACUACUGGGACUCUUGAACAGCAGAAGAAGCUGCUGGUUUUAUUCUUCUCUUCUGGUUCUGGUGAAAAGAGGAGCACCAUGCAUAUAUUACAGCCAUACUGCAUCAACAGGUGUGUGUGUGUGUUUCAUGUGAAUUCAUGCGUCUCUGUUUAGCUGUGAUGGAGCCACGUGCCAUGUGCUGAUAUCUGUAUGGUACACCACAUGUCAACAACAGAUAAAGACAGAAAUAUCUAUAUGUUGCAGGCAGUUAGAAGGCUUUCUGCUGUUAGUCUGCUUGUGUUAUGAUUGUGAAGACGCGUUGACAUUCGUUUUCUAGUUUGUAGACUGUUUGUGUAUCUUGAACACGUGACAAGAGAGUAAAGCUAGAGAUUUCUCUUUUCCUGAAACCAGAAUACACUGUGCUUAUCGCCCUCUAAUGCUGCUCCCACUGGAGUGUGUCUCAAGCUCUUCCUAUGAAACAGCCAAUCUCACAUGCCUUGAACACCAACUACAACUCCAGUGGCACCACCAGCAAUGGGCAUUUCUGCACCAACAGUUUUCAGCUCAUCCUCCUCUGACCUUGUGCACCUUGACUCCUUCACACUGUGAUCUGUCUUAUUUAAGUAUCCCGCAGCAUCUGAUUCCUCAAACAGAUUAUUUCCUUCCAUAUUUUGGUCAGUGUGUUUGGACUGUUUUGGAAGAAUGGAGCAGACGCUCAACAGUAGUUGAUUUCCGGGUGGUGGACUCCACUGGGAGUCAACGUUGAUAGAGGGUGUUAUGAUAUAAAGCUGUUUGACAUUCAGCUAGGUUUCCCUUCAACAAAUAAGCCUCUGUUGUCAUCCCAUCCCCCCGCUUCUUAUUUCAGCUUAUGAUCUUUCAGUUCUUAUUCACGCUAACAGAGGAAAUCUGAAAGUUGCUGAAAUAGAGGGUCACGAGUUUACAUGUGUGUGUUUACAACAGUAAACCAACUGUAAAUAUCAUAGUCUUAUGGUUCCUCAUGGUUCUUUCUCCUAAUUCUGUUUUACUCAUGGCUCUAAACAGUGGUGUCUCUGCAGAAAUGGCCAAAAGACAAAGUUAUUUAGCUUGAUAAGGUUAUAGUGUAGAAGAUUAAUACAUUUUUUAAAGGUGCAGAAUCAUUUUGACGUUAAGGAAGCUCACCUCAUGAUCAACAACCAGAGGAGACAGUUUCCCACAGCGUUACUGCCUGACCAUGUGCACACAGCAAUAAAAUUAAUAAGUUAGCUGGACCGUGAAGAGCAGCAAGAACAGAGCAUGAGACGUCAGAGAUUUUUUUUUUUUUUUCCUUUUUUUUUUUUUUUGGUCUUGAAGAGGAAAGUAGAUUUGACAGCCAGGGAGAGGCAUGGGGUUAGAGAGAGGGUGGAAGUAUGGUGGAGAAGCUAGAUUACCUAAUACUGCUGAUGGAAGUUUGAAGGACCAGAGGAGAGAGAUGUGGUGAAGAGGAGAAGAAAAGACAGAAAUUACAGUGAGGAAAGAAGGGAAGUCAAGGAAGCAGGCAGAGAGCAAUGCCCAGGGGAGGCCAGAGUGGGAGGGACAGAGAGAAAUAUUUUAUAGAGGGGAGAGGGUUAAAGGGGAGCGGGAGGGGUCUGAGGCAAACAGUCAGACUUGGGGAUAGAGAAGAGAGGAUGUAAUCCAAAUCUGCUGCCAGAAGCAAAUGCAAACUCCAUCCCAUGUGAGGGAGGACAGAGAAAAAAAGAGAGAAUUAUUCCAAGAAAUAUGUGAGGGAAAUGAGAGAGGGAAUCAUAUAUACCCUGGUUUGUAUGUGCAGUCCUGACACGUGCCUUUGAAUUAAAGGUUUCAUCUGUUGAACAGACCUUUCAUUGCACAAAAAAGGCUUUUCAGCACAUAAAUAAAAUCACGUGAACGCAUAAAGGUUGAGAGAGAGAGAAGAACAGAAAAAUGACAGAGCGACUGAUUUUAAGCCACGCAGUUUUCCCUCUGUUUCCUCGUAGGAUUGCACAUUUCUAUUUGCUUGUUGUUUUUUGUAUUGUUGUCAAACUCCAGUAAGUUAGUCACAUACCGGCCAGUAAUGUCUCCAACACUCUUUUGUUAAGAGUGGGCAGUUUCUUAGUUCAAAUUAGCGACUGUUCAGCAAAGGCUCAUGGUGGUUGCUGAGUUGGAAAAGUAAUGAGUUAGCUGAAACUUUGCUAGUCUUUUAUAUAAAUUCUGGUUCAGCUGGGAGUAGUGAGGGUGUGUGAAAUGAGGAUCUCACAGGUUCUUGUUUGAACUGUCAGUGUGAACUGUUCAGGGUGGCAUUAGUGCAAAAAAAUGUAAGUGAGACGAAAAAUGACCAAAAGUAAUUCACUGAAGCUUUUGGCAAUUAAUGAUGAACAGCAUUCUAGUCAUUUCAUUCUAGUCAUUUCCAUGAUGCGUAUUUGACACCCACAAUCUGAUGUCCGUGUUGUCCCAUUUCUUUAAUUGAGAUUUUAAUCCGUCUCUGUUGAAGCUCGGCACUUUAGGGGUCACAACCCAGUCCAGGUCACUCCUAAAAAAGGAUAGGACUGAGGGUUGGGUUCGGUUGAGUAGUUGGAGCAAAAUGUAAAACAUCUCAGAAUUUUGAGUUUGUUUUUUCUUUGUAAGACAUUUGAUAUGCUGAAAAAUAAAUAAAAACAAAUUAUCUAAAAAAUUCACAUAAAUAUGUCCAAAACAAGAGAUUUUUGUAUGGAUGAGCAAUUGACCUUUGAGUAAUAAUGCAAUAUUCUAGGUCUUUACUGUGAUAUCCAACAUUCAUUGAUAUUGUGGGAUCUCUUUUAAAGGAACCUACAAAUUCUCAAUUUUAUCAUUUUAGUCAGUUGGAGAUUUUCUGCAACUUAUAUCUGUAAAAAGCAUUGUCUCUGUUCAUUAGGGCCGGUGUCCACUAACAGCAAAAAAAAAAAAAGGCUGCUAGUAAACCCAGUUUUUACACAAAACAGAUGAAGUCCAGCACUUUCAGCACCCAGUGUCCCAUCCACAUCAGGUGGUUACAGCGCCCUUCGCUCAUAAUAGUUUCACUUUUAGAGCCCUCCCCUUUGCAGUGUCACUUUCUUUCCUGGGACCAAUCAAAAUCAGGAAAGACAAAAGGGGAGAAACUAUCAAGACCUGUUUCCAUGUCUAGGUGCUAAUCCAUUGUUUUGAUACUUAAUUCAUAAAAUCUGUCAAUGACUGACAACAAAUGAAAAGCAUGCAGAGCAUUGUAAACAAACUGAACAGUCUCAGCCUUUAGGGAAUGAUGAUUUUUUAAUGUGUCAGUGCUGGUGAAAGUGCUCUGAAAUUCAGGUCAGGUGCAUGACCAGAGGUAAUACCAGCAGUGGACUCAACAAUUCGUUCUGUAAAUUGUUGUCAUUAGUAUUAUUUUUUUUUACUUUUGUGACAGAAAAGUGACACUUUUUAAAUUUGGUGUUUGGUUGAGUGAGAGGGCUCAGUUGCUCAGUAUGUAUCUUUGGAGGAAUCAGAGUGUUUCUCUGCACUUUGAGGCGUUUCUGCCUCCCUUACAAGGGUCUUUGCCUGUCCUUGACUCUCCUCCAAAUACAACAACACCCACUUCAAAGUAGAGGCGUGUGGGUGUCGGCACAAUAAAAGUGAGAAAAUGGUACAGGAAAUGGGAAUUCUUAAAAAUUGGACCUACCCUCUGUUUCCUCCCUCUGAAGUGUGCAGAUUUCUCCAAUUUUACAAACAAGAUUAUGUUUUUUGCACAAUGUGAGGAUGCGACCAGUCUUUUUCACACUUUCAUAUUUUUCUCUCUCCCCCCUACCACCUUCCUGUCCCUCCUCCUAGGUGGCCAGAUGUGCCCAAGAGAAAGAGCAAGAACAGCCAGUGUUCGGUGAAGAGCAUGUCUGGUAAGGAUUUAUCCUCUUCUGCUUCAUCCCUUUGUGUAGCUGCUGUCUGCAAACAAACAAGUGAACACAAAUAUACAAAAGACACAUCUUAUUAUGCGCUGAUAGAUUCAGUCGAUGUUCUGUGUGGUCAACACUCCAUGGCUGGCUCCCCACAGCUUUGCAUGAUGUCUCAUUUCUAUGAUAAUCUCCCUCUCCUUCUUUUAUAUGACUUUCAUGCAGAGGCUUUGUUGAGCAGAGAUUAGCUCACCUGGGUUGGCAUGGCCUAAGCCGAAGAGAUGUGUUUGAGUGCAGCUGUAGGUUGGACUCGAGUUUUUGAAUACUGUAUUAUUGAACCACCAAAGAAGACGCGUUCAUUUUUCUCAACUUUCACGUGUCUAUUAACUUUAACAAAGAGAGUUUAAGGUCAUGUAUUGAAAGAGUCCUGCUCCUCAGUGUUGUCUAGAUUUGCACAACGCCUCAAUCUAUCACCAUUAACCUUUUUAGUAUGCAGGUGUAGAGACAUAAUGAACACUUCAACAAUUCCCAUUGAUGUUAAAGUAUGAGCCUGAUUUAUUUAUAGUGAAAUAUAACAAAGAAAACACAAAGUGAAUGUGAUUUUAGUAGGAAUAACUGAAUUGACUAAGCUGUCCUCGUUCAGCUCUCUUUCUCAGUGGUUUUGCAUUUGACAUCGUUUGAAACAGAAAUGAAGUUAAUGUCGCAAAUGUACAAACUGAUCCUGCUUUCAAUUCUUCUUAAGAAGUAUUUCAUACAGCCAGGUUACAGCUUAACUUGCACUAGAAGUAAUGAUGUGGCUUAGACACAAUUUAAGGCUAUCCUAAUCAUGAUGGGAAAAAUCAUCAGUUGUAUUCAUGUGGUUACAAUCACCAAUGAAACUCAAUGUUCAGUUUCUUUCCAGGCUCAGAAUAAUCAUAUUUGAAUGACAGAGACAGCUUUGUAACUAAUUAGCCCUGUUAUACAACCCUGUUUUGUUUGUAUGUUUCAACACAAUGCAGGCAGGCAGGCUGUAGCCAAGGUUUAAUUCCUACCAACAUUCACUGAGGUAUUAUGCAGCAGAUCAAAUGAUAUCAGUGUGAUUAAGAGUGUGUGAUUCGAUCGUAAAAGAUCAAAGUUCUGAUCAUUUUACUGAAGAAUGUUUUGAAGAACAAACAGCAGGGGGAUUGGACUUCCUAAAUGAGUGGUACAAACAUGUCUAAAGGUUUUAUAAUGCAGAUAAAGGUUGCAGAUGUCUUCAUCUUUUAUAAUAUUUGUUUGUGUUAACAAUUGUUGAAGUUUAGCCCAGCACAAGGGAUUUCCUUUCCUUCAGGCUUUAGUGAAAUGAGACCUGAUUAAAUCUCCUCCGGUGGACUUUUUCAUCACCAAAGCACAUGUGUGUUUGUGGGACUUUAAAUAACUGUGAAUAGAUGGUUCAGUUAUUUGUGUCGUGGCUUCAAGUGUACAAAUGCGUGACUUUAUUUAAAAAAAUAAAACAUCCUCUGCAACAAAAUGACAGCUUAGAGAUGAGAUGUGAGUUGAAAUGAUCAGUAAGCAAAAGGAAACUUCACCCCUUACCUUGACCUGAUGAAUUCUGGGAUUUAGAGUAUUGACUUCAUAAGCUGGCAUGAUAUCAUGUUUCUGUGUGCAACGUGAAUACAUCACUCUGUGUCAGUCUCAAGGGGCCCCAUGCACAGGUGCUUCAUUACGGCCCCUGUGAUAACACUCAGAACCUCCCCCUCCUCUCCUCUCCUCCUCCUUUUUGCCCAAAUUCUCCCCCUCACCCCAUCGCCCCUUCCCCUCACUAUCCACCCGACCUCCCUCACUUGCACUCAUUGUUCGCCCUUCUCUCAUUCCACCCUGUCUUCCUUCUCAACCUCCUCCUCCUCUCCUAUAGCUCUUAGUGUCUCUGUUCCAGGGUACAUCCCCAGCUACCUGGAGAAGGAUGAGCCUUGCGUGGUGUGUGGGGACAAGGCGACUGGCUACCACUACCGCUGCAUCACCUGCGAGGGCUGCAAGGUACGGAAUAUUAUCUUCUCCCUACACCCGUGAACACUGACUGUCUUGUGAUCGCCUGGCAACUGUAAUGUGCACAGUACUUUUCAUUUUGUACAUCUUAACAAAUUAUGUAAUACAAGCUAGUACAACAAAUUUGAAGAGUUUGAAGUCUCCAAUAAAAGGAUGAAAGGUUCAACACUCACUACAAAUGUUUGAAGUCCGAGUGAUGUCUUUACCAAGCAUAAGGAUGUCAGCUCAUGUCAGCGGAGAGAAAAUCUUGCAGCUAGAAAGUAUCCUCCACCUUUGAGCCGCAGCUGUUUCCCUGCUGAGGCUUUUAAAUACUGACGAUCAGAAGAGGAACUUUUGAUCGAUAAGCUGGUUAACGUGGAGCAGGUUGUUCAGAGAAACCCGUUCAGUAUGUAGAUCCGGAUUACACUCUGGACUCUGACUCAGUCCUGGUCUGUCAUGACGAUUAACAGCAGCCAGAAAAAGAAACCCUUCACUAACCAGUCAGUGAAAGGUUGAACCGUUAGCAGAGGCAGUGACUUAAUAAGAUUGUGAAUGUGGAGGGUGAACUCAGUGAAUGUAAGGUAUUAGUGUAGCUAACUUGAAUUUCCUGGUUUAAUUAACUGAUUAAUGGCCCCUCACACAGCCUUUUGUACUCACCGAAGUGGAAUUAGUUGAUUUGGAUCAAGCUUUAUUUAAUUAGACCUGUUGUUGAUUUGUUAAAGGUUUUAAGGUCAGAGAGUUCCUGUACACUUUGUAACACGCGGCACAAACCCACUGUUUCCAAACAUGAGAUCUGAAUCUUGAAAGUUGAGAAAACAGAGUUUAAACGUAUCUUUAAGUCACCUCCAGUGCCCCUAUGUAUAGUUGAUGUGUGUCGUUGUACGAUAUUAUCACGAUACUUGGGCCACAAUACAACAUUAUUGCGAUUCUUAACAUUUUGCAAUACAGUGAGUAUUGUAAUACAAUAUAUUGCGAUGCAUAUAUUUUUUCAACUGUUUAGCUAAUUUAGCAUUUGUCUUUCCUUUAUGUUCGUCUUAUUUACAGAGAAUUUUAUUUUCAUGCAGCACAUAUAUUUGUUGUACUAACUUUCUCCUGCUCCACGAUGUCACCUCUUCCAACCUCACUGGACAAACAGUUGAUUUUAUUUUUCCAUUAUUAUAGAUUUGACUUCAUAUUAGCAAUUUAUCCGAAAAAAUCAAUACUUGGUUAAUGAGACAAGACAAUAUAUUACCAGACAAAAUAUCGCGAUACUAUGCUGUAUUGAUUUGUUUCUCCCACCCCUAGCACAAAACCCUGAUCCGACUCAAAAGCUCACAUUCAGAGUCUUUACUGAAAUACUCACAUCCAUAUACAGAAGCAAACAGCUACCUCAAUAUUAAGGGAACUGUUUUUCCUCUCCAACUAUCAGCCGUCUUCUCUGGAUAAAUAAAGCUUAAAGCUUAAACUCUGCAGUGUUUCUGUCUACAAAUCCAAAUAAGAAAAACAAAAUCUGGGUUUGGUUAGCUUGAACUUCCUCCUUUUAAGAAAGGAUUUGGUGGUGAACGGUGGUGACUUGCUUGGAUGCCUCAUGACGCUGGUUAAGCGGAGGUUGAUUAUCUUGUGAUUGGUGUCCUGUAGCGAAACCCCUAGAUGGUUUCUAAAAACGGCCUCAGCUGUGUUCGUGCUAUCUUCACACAGGAAGUAAGCCACAGUGAAAUGCCAGAGAGAUGUUGAAAACAAAAAAACAGAUACAUGGUUUGGUUUGUUUCGCUCUUCAAGUCUCAUCCUGGUUUUUUUUUUUGAUUGAUAGUAGCCGCACUGAUUGCUGAUUGACCGUUUUGUAAGCAGAGGUUUUCUUUUGUUCUCCUUUUCACUUCAUUUGAAUGUGCAUGAAAGCUCUCUGGUACUUCUCUGCUUAAAGUCACGUGCUUGUAAACAGUCCUCUGAGGUGUACUCAUCAGACUGCAGCAUCUACUCUCUGCACAAAAGUGGUCACUGAGAGAUGUGCAGUCAUGCAUCACUUCAUUUCUUAGCCACUCUGGGCAGAGCAGGAUUUUCUCAUGCAAUCAGUAGCCUUCGCUUUAAUAUUCCCCACACUUGUUUUAAGCUAAUCAGACAUAAGAAGGCUUCAUCUGUGGCGAUCAUGUUAAAGAUAUGUCGCUACCUUGGUCCCCUAGGCCCUCAAUUCUGCUCAGUUGUUCCCAUAUUUUCCGUUCCUACCCCUGCCGUUUUUAAUCUUGCACUUUCUCUUACUCCCUUUAGGGCUUCUUUCGCAGGACCAUCCAGAAAAACCUCCACCCGUCUUACUCCUGUAAAUAUGAAGGCUGCUGCGUCAUUGACAAGAUCACCCGCAACCAGUGCCAGCUGUGCCGCUUUAAGAAGUGCAUCUCUGUGGGCAUGGCCAUGGACUGUGAGUUAUAAUGAGCUCAUUUUUACUCUUUCAGCCGCUGCCAUAAAAAUUCAUACAUAACCAUGUUCACUUCUUUCCCUGUGGGUUUCCCAGGGUGUACACUGUGACAAACAAAGCUCAGUAUCUGCAGCCCCUGUGGCACUUUAGUGUCAAAAACAUAGGCUAGAGGACCGUGCUGGCUGUUAUUAAAUCACUGCAUAUCAAUGUAGAACCAAAUCUGUCUUACUUGCUGACUAUUGUUCUUGCACACGUACACACUUAUCCUCACUAAAAUCAGAUAGUUUCACAAAAUAGUUUUUUUGGUAACACUUUAUUUGAUGUCUAUCUCUAUAACGCAUUAUAAAUGUAUGUAUAAUGCGUUAUAAUCAUGUUAUAGCACUGUAUAACUAUAGAUAUAAACACACAUAAAUGAUUAUAAUGCUUUAUAGCAAUAAUCAUAACACAUUAUAAAGCAUUUUAUCAUGACUAACAAGGUCAGGUAUUAUAAUGUGUUAUAACUGUUAACAACAGUUGCAUUGCAUUAUCUAUGUGGGCAUUGUCAGUGAGUUGUGUAACUAUAGUUAUACAGUGCUAUAACAUGAUCAUAAUGCAUUAUCCAUAAAUUUAAAACGCGUUACAGAGACAGGCGUGAAAUAAAGUGUGACUGUUUUUUUUUAGUUGAAUUAAACAGUUGCAGCUGUGGUACAGAAAGAUGUCCAGGAUUGACAGCUUGAAUUUCAUUUUCACUGAAUUUCAAAAUUUGCUGUUGUAUUUUAUUGCAGAGGAGGCUGUUAACAAAUGUAAACAGGAUCAUGUAUCCCGACAAUCUUGUGACAUGGUUCCAGCUCUUUUAUUAACAUUCAGUGAAUUUUCUUACUCGAAUAAAUCCUUUUCAUAUCCUCUUCUUACUCUGGAUAUCAUCUGACAUUUCCCCCCGGCUUCCUGUCUGUAUCUCACUGGAUGUUUUUUGAAGGUCACAAAGCUUCAGUGCCAACACUGUUGAACAUCUAGAAAUGUUCCCGAUAAAUUCGUCUGUUUUUCUGUCGGCACGUCACGACUGAAUUCAAAACCAAGUCACAUCGAUUGUCCAUUUCAGUUCAGGAAAUGAGAGGGUCAAGUGUUCCAAUUUGCAGUGAAUUAAAAUGUGUGUGAAGCAGAGUGUAGCAUUCAAGUGCACAGACAGCAGGGCUCUGCGAUUAGAAGCGUGCAGGGAAUGAGUCAUCCUCACAGUACCAGUGGAAAUGGACAAAAUGUACUACUGGAUGAGCCACUGUAGAAUCAGAGCAAACCUAGAAAAAUAAUAGCAGUCAAUGUGCCAAAUAGUUUUCCUUCAUUUUUGAAGUUGUUUUUUUCCACUUUGAUUUUAACCAUGCCAGUCACAAUGCUCUAUGAGUCCACAGAGCCAGAGGGCCACAUGAUAUUCAUAAUUAUAGUUUGAAUUACCCUCUGUCAUUCAGUAAAACCUAAUGUAGCUGUGAUCAUGCCGCAAACCAGGAGUCUUGUAAUUAGGAGAGCAACAUAAAAACAUUAACUGACUCAAGUUUUCAAUAUUUUCUUCUCAGCAGACAAAGACACCCCGAAAAAAGUCAUUUGACUAAAAAGAAAAACAAGAGAAGGAGUUACAGUUGUUGAUGAAACCUCCGCUGUCAAAUUACUUCAGUUUAUCACCAUGUUCUCUGUCACCCCGUCUCGCCCUUCAGUGGUUCUGGAUGAAUCAAAGCGCGUGGCUAAGCGGCGUCUCAUUGAGGAGAAUCGACUGAAGAGGAAGAGGGAAGAGCUCGUUAAGACGCUGAAAACCAAGCCGGAGCCAACAACCUCAGAGUGGGAGCUGAUCAGGAUGGCAACAGAGGCCCACCGGCACACUAACGCCCAAGGCUCCAGCUGGAAGCAGAAGCGCAAGUUCUUGGUGAGCUUUCAGUAUUGAAUUGACAGUCUUUGGGCAGGCGGCUGUUAGGCUGUAAUGAUCCAGAGUGACAAAAACAAAGUCUUUAGCUGUGGGUUUUUUUUUUUCCUUCAGGGCGCUUCCUAGUUAACAUUUCUGACAGAUGGCAGGGAAGUUCAACCCAUAAUGCUAGACUGCACUGAAGUGGCCAACUCUUUGUAGAAAAGAGAAAAGAGACACCUUUCAUUUAGUUAUUAAAUGUUUAUUUGUUAUCCAUUUUUUUCCAAUCCAAUCCGAUACCAAUACCUGGGUUGAGCGCAUCAGCCAAUCCAAUCCAAUACUACUGUUGAAUGAAUGAACUGAAUACAUCGGCCGGUGAGUGAGGCCAUCAGGCUUGACAUUAGCAUUAGCAAUAAUUAGCAAUAUUAUUAAUAUUAACAAAUAACAAAUUCUUUCUUUCUUUCUUUCUUUCUUUCUGGACAUGGUUAAAAAAAAUGUAUAUAAAAAAAACAACACAAAACAACAGUUAAGAAUAAAAUAAAAUAAGUGCCUCACUUAGAAGCACAUCAAUCUCACUUAUCACAACAAAAUAAGAACAAAAACAAAACCAGAGUAUCCACAUGUCCAAAAAAGGGGUAAGAAGUCAAAGACUUGUCUGGUCUUACCCCUCUGUUACUGAUCUCAUUUAACUUAACUUAAACACUAUAACUAAAUGUUUUUGUUUUUGUUUUUGCACAUUAGCACACAGCAAAAAGAAGUAAGACUUCCAUGUCCAUUUAGUGCUAAAGAAUAGACAGACAUAGAAUAUAGCGCAAACAGUAUCUCUGUGUUGUUGUUUUGAUAUUAAUUUUUUUUUAAAAAAGCCAGAAUCGGAAAGCUGGAUCGACAUCAUUCAUCAGAUAUCCAAUCCAGCUAACUUGACAAUAUUGUAGCCGAUAUCAGAUCCAAAUAUCGGAUCGGUGCAUCCCUAAAAGGAACAGGCAGGUUAACUCCUACUGCAUUUAUAGCCUGAGCUUAUCUGCAAUGGCUGUCUCUAAGCGAGCCUCUAAAUACAUGAAAAAUCAAGAAACAACUUUAAAGAGACAGAAUAGAGCAAACACAGUGAUGAAGGAGACAUUCAAUAAAUAGAUAUCCCACAACUCUGGUGGCAAAUGUUGGGUUUAAAAUAAUACCAGGCAUAAUCUGGAUUGUAAUGAACAUUAGAUCUGGCCCAGGAUCCAUCAUGUUUUUAAGUUCCUCCAGUUUUAUUGUUGUGCUGUUGCUUUUCUGCCUGCCUGAGUGUUACAAGUCGCUCCUAAGAAAGUCAACUGAUCACAUCAUAAGAAGUGACUUCAUUUACACACUGUCUGCUUGAACAGCACUCCUUUUCAUCCUGCUUAAUUCGUGCUGAACCAUGUGGUCACAGCUACAUGCACACCAAAGUGUGUUCACCACAGACCUUAAGCAAACGUCAGAUGACAGUUACCAAGCAACCAGUCCCUGAGGACAGGUAUAGAGAUUUUCUGAAGGCUGCUGAAAAGUUUCUCAGGGUCGGGGGAAUUUUCAGUCCGAGGUGACCAAUUAGGAGAGGUAUGCCGUGGAGAACAGAACAGAUUUAUAUUUUAGAGCGAGAAUGGCAGACGGGGGGGGCUGUGUUUGUGCUUUCGCCUGGCUGUGAUCAUGUGGAACAGGAAAAAACAGGUUUUUCAGGUCACAACUGCACGUAUCAAGAGUUUUAAAGACUUUGUGUAGGACCUCUACGGAGCUUCCUGUUUUCAAAAAUGAAACCAAGCUAAAGUCCUUAAUGAAUAAUAGAGCUCAGUCCUGCGUGCUAAACUGCUGUGGUGUGUGGUGGCCUAAUUAUGAACACUAUUAGCUCCAAAAAGCUAAGAUACACUCUUCUGAAACACCAAAAUUAAAGCAUUGUAAAAUGGUUAUUAAAAUUUGCAGCAUUGCUCGUAUAAUCAUCUGUUGAAGUUUGACCUCUGUGCAGCUCUUUGCUCACAAUUUGCCAUGUCUUGUUUUCAGCCGGAUGACAUCGGCCAGGGUCCCAUUGUGCCCACUUCAGAAGGAGACAAAGUGGACCUGGAAGCCUUCAGUGAGUUCACCAAGAUCAUGACCCCCGCCAUUACGCGCGUCGUGGACUUUGCCAAGAAAUUGCCCAUGUUCGCAGAGGUAGGUUUAGAGUGAGUGUGUUUUCAGCUUCAACUCGGCUUCACCACUGUGUUCCUGACAGUUUGAACAUAAGGUUAUAGUUCAGACUGCUACAAAGUUGACCUUACACAAGCCCACAACUUUCAUGUAGUGGUAAGCUAAAGUUUUAAUGUCAACAACAGCGCAGUGUGCGGUGUUAUCUAUGAGAUAUGUGACAGUUUUCAGCCUAACAACCUUUGAAAGUCGUCAACUAUCAUCUGAGUGUAAUCUCACCUCCUGAGGCUGAUAUCGAGUUUCCUGUAAAGUCACUUUGUAUCCUGGAAAAGUUUUUUUCUUUUUAUAUCAAUGUUCAGCUUUCUGUGUAGAGUCUAGCCGGCAGCUGAAGUGAGAGAUCACGUAUAGUGAGAAGUUGUCACAGCAGAAUCAACCCCCCCUAAGGGUGAGUGGGCCCCCGACCUGAAGAGGAGGUUAUUUCACAACAACUUUCUAAUAAUCUAUCCUCUUGAUGUUGUGGAAGGGACUGCUCAAGUCAAGGCAAAACCCAAUAGUAUAUGAGUUUGAUUGUGGGGGAUGGUGUGUGAAAGUCCUUAAACACACCAUCUUUUACAGUGUUCAGAUUUUUCAGUGUGAUUACAGAUAGUUUGCAGUGUUUCCCCUAGGUUGAUAAUUUACGUGUGGUGGUGGGCCGGGCGGUGCAGGGCAGCGCUGUGGUGUUUGAUAAGUGCAUUCAAAAUAAUCUAGUCAAACUAAGGUUUAUGAGCUAUGCGUAAUAUAUUGCACAUACAUGGUUCCGGACUAACUGCGCCUAGUUUGUUCGACGAUCGCUACCACUUCGGAAAGCCGGAGCACAACAGUUUGGGUUCGCUUCUGUAUAUUAACCAGCAUGUCUUGCGCUGCGCCACAUUUGCCGAGAGUAAACCCUACUGUCUGUGUGUCUGUAUGACUGCAUUUUUUUUUUGUUUGUUUUUGUUUUUAAAUUCUAUUUUCAUCUUCUUGGGCGGGUUUCAAUCCUCUUAGGCAGACCGCUCAAGUAAAGUCUAUGUUGAGGAAACCCUGGUCUGUUUUUGCAGCUGCUGGUGGUCUGAUCUAUCAUAGCAACAGUGCGCUAAAAUAUGAAGAACAAUCAGACUCUCGGCACUGUAAUGACUCGAAAAUAGAGUUAAAGUUUAGAGGCAACACCUUUAGCUUGAUGUCUAUUUGUAUUUUAUAUUUUUUCUCUCAAAUGCAGAUAUUUGAUAAGAUUAAAUUAACUCAUUGCUGUAUAAUAUCAGAUAGAUUGGGGGGUGGGAGAGAGACAGUUCUAUGUUAAAUAUAUAGUUUGUCAAGACUCCUCAGACUGCAAACAGACCAAAAGAGGGACUGGAGUACUUCUAAUGUGACACUGAAAAAAAAAAAUUGGAUCAUACAUAUUUUGUCUCAUGCUGAGCACGAGGACAAAAUCCCCCCUGAACAAAGCUGGCUCUUUAUCCCCGAGUCAUGUAUGUAAAAUAUGCCAAUGCAUCGGGCAUGCAGCCAUCAAGUGAACAAGUAGAAGCCUUUCACAAGUGUCUCAGCACGAGGAAGACUAGUGUGCGAAUAAUGAAUGGAUGAACGAACUGAUUAAAACUUUAACCCUGGUGUGAUGAGGUUGAUGUCAUGCUCUAUCAAGUAAAACAAACUCCACUUUCAGAAUCAAAACCAAUCUCCAGACGGCACUUAUCAGCUGAUUCACAAGCAGUCACAAAGUGUCCUGAAUCACACCUUACAGUCUUGUUUAUUUAUCUUCCUUUUUCCACAUAAAAACCAUCUCGUUGUGUACCUUAUGCUCAACAGUAAUUGGGAUCAAGAUGCACAAUAUUUAUCUUGAGUUUGAAUCAUUACACUGAAUGUGUAAACAAGGGCGGAUCAUUCAGUUGUGACUCCUUGAAGAGCUUAUUUUAGACUUUUACUACCAGCGAUGAGCUUCCUCUUUCUUAAUCAUAGCAUCAUCGAGGGAUACAUUUCUACAGCCUCCCUCAGCUGCUUUUACACCAAAUAUUAAUGAAACCCCUCCACCAUCCUCCCACCAUGGCCUGUCUCUCAGGAUAAUGUGAUGACUCACCGCUCAGAGAUACCACUCUGCUGUCUACAGAAGCUGCCUGCAUGCUUGUACCAGGUCAUGUAUAUUGUAGUGGAUUCCCAGUUUCAUAACCAAUAGCAGGGGAUUUUCUAUGAAACCCAUUCUCCUGGAGGAAGCAUUACAAAUGAACUCUGCCGGGGUGUAAAAAAGCUACAAUACCACAGCCUACUGUACCAUCUAAAGACUGAGUGCUUCUUUGUCUGUUCUUUUCUGCCUUUGUUAACAGCAUGAAGCAGUGUUGCUGUGAAUUAGCACAGUCAUCUAUGAGUACAUUUGAACAAAUUACCUAACAAGGUCCUCCAGUAGGACUCUAUGUCCAGAACACUGAACUACAAAUAAUAUCAUUUUAUCAGAUUAUGUUCAUGAAUACUGCAAAAAGGAUUUGGAAAAGUCUACUCUCAGGUCAGGGUUAGAGUAACAUUCAGUGACUUCAUUGGGCUAUUUAGUAAGCAAUACAAUACAAAACAAAACAAUACGAGAACUAUAUUGAUACCCAGGGGGAGAUUUGUUUGUCUUGAAUUUUCUACUAUUUAUAGAAGAAUUAUGAAGUCUGAUGGCUGUGGGUGCAAAAGAUCAUUCAAAUCUUUCAGUCCUAAAGCGAAAAGAGCGCAGCCAUCCACCAUCAAGGUGUUAUGAAGUGGAUGAUCUGUGUUUUUUAGAACAGCCUCCACCUUCCACCACAUCUUCCACUCAGACCAACUUGAUUCCAACCACAGAGCCAGCCUUUUUCACCAGUUUGAGUCUGUAUCCUAGCAACUGUUUCAUGGAGAACAACACGCUAAACUUCAGCAUUUGCCUUGGGAUAUGAAAUGACUGAAAUCCCUUGGAAUAUAAUAUGGCCGAACAGUUCAAUAUCUGGACAACACAACUUCUCCUUGACAGUUAUGUGUGGAGAGUUACACCAUCUCUGGUUAACAAAUUAAGCCAGACCUCCUCCUUUCUUCUUGCCACUAGCUUUUGCAUCUCUGCCCGACCAUAUGAGAGUGAAGCCAGGUAGAUCUACACUGGAGUCUGAGUCGUUUUAAUUCAACCAGGUUUCAGUAAAACACAGGAAUGUCAAACACUCUGCACAUUCCUCCCAAGCUAGUCCCUGACUUUGUCCACCAGUUAUUCGAUUUCAGUGGACUUUAGAUCUUUUUCACAGAGGGUGCUGUAGAUAAAGCAAAUGCAAACAAUAAGCUAUAGGUAUUCAAAUGUUUAGUAAGGUUAAGGGGGAAAGUGCAGAGCCUGGCGUUAAGCCCCCCCCCCAACAUUAUACACACAUUGCUCAAAAUCGUUCAAUUUUUUUACUUGUUUGUGAGGAUUAUUUCAACAUACCCUCAAAACUUUCAUCAAUGGAUGGAUCAAUUGAUAUCUUUUGUGUAUGUUUUUGUUCGUAGGCAGCAGAAACAAGCACUAAAUGUAACAUUGGAAAAUCAUUACUUUAAACUGCUAAAGGUUGUUUGGCAGGAAACUCUGGCCUCUUGAUCCUCCAUUGUUUUCUGACAGACUCUGUGAUUCUGUGUUUGGCGCCCAACUAAGCUGUGUUUAAUAUUAAAUGUCAUAACUAAUAAGCUGUGUUUUUUUUAAAGUAUGACUCUUUUUGUUUAUUUUUUACAAAUGUUAAAGAUUAUGGAUUUUAAUUAUAAAACAUUAGAACUGUUUGAACUAUUCAUUUCAGUCACUCUACAACUCUUUGAUUAUUAACGUCUACUCCCACUUUUAUUCGGUGACCAAAUUUGUUGUUGUUUUUUUGUUUCAAAGCUGCCUUGUGAAGACCAGAUCAUCUUGCUGAAAGGUUGCUGCAUGGAGAUCAUGUCGCUGCGCGCCGCUGUACGCUACGAUCCAGAAAGCGAAACACUGACGCUCAACGGCGAGAUGGCUGUAAAACGUGAGCAGCUGAAGAACGGCGGGUUGGGCGUGGUAUCAGAUGCCAUCUUCGAUUUGGGAAAGAGCUUGGCUCAGUUUAACCUGGAUGACACAGAGGUUGCUCUGAUGCAGGCGGUGCUGCUCAUGAGCUCUGGUGAGGAGUGUUUUUUACAUUUUGAAUGUUUGGACUUUCAGAAGAGACGAUGAUUUGUCAAUGGCCUUUGUUUUCUUGUCUGGUUUCUUGUGAAAUCUUUCCUGUUAUACCUUUUUCAGUUUUGUUUCUCUGAUUCACACCUGUCGUCUUUACUGUAAGCAGCAUUUUGCUCCAGCUUGGAAAGAAAGAUACCGGCAAAAACAGACUGAAAUAUUUAAUAACUGACUCAUGAAUAAUACAAAGAGUGAAGGCUGGGCUGUUUCUAAGUUCAGAACACUUUGCUGGUUCAUACAAUUUAUAAAAUGUGUCUUUUCUUUAUACCAGUGUCAUACCCUCAGAGUGAUUUCAGUGGCUCAAUUUUAAUAAAACACCAUCACUGUCUUGACUGUUUUGUAUCGUUUAGGAGGAAUUCCCAGAAAGCAGCAACACAGUUUUAAAGACUGUUCACUUUCUAAGGAUAUUUUUUAAUAUCUUAAACCUCAAAAAAUGAGGAUCUAUAUGAGGAAAAACUGAGUCUAUCUUUCUUUUUUUUCUCCAGAUCGUUCAGGACUGACCAGCGUGGAGAAGAUCGAGCAGUGCCAAGAGGCCUACCUGCUAGCCUUCGAGCACUACAUCAACUACCGCAAGCACAACAUUCCCCACUUCUGGCCUAAGCUGCUGAUGAAGGUGACAGACCUGCGCAUGAUCGGAGCUUGCCACGCCAGCCGCUUCCUCCAUAUGAAGGUGGAGUGUCCCAACGAACUCUUUCCCCCGCUCUUCCUGGAGGUCUUUGAGGACCAGGAUGUGUGA
Molecule: messenger RNA, 27348 nt
Organism: Xyrichtys novacula (pearly razorfish)
Lineage: Eukaryota; Metazoa; Chordata; Actinopteri; Labriformes; Labridae
Source: the annotation of a GenBank genome assembly